This is a messenger RNA of Uloborus diversus, 1677 nucleotides long. RefSeq lists its product as uncharacterized. Bases 1 to 1677 code for a protein of 558 amino acids. The record is from RefSeq and is a predicted model, not a curated record. NCBI's taxonomy places the organism in Eukaryota, Metazoa, Arthropoda, Arachnida, Araneae, Uloboridae. The transcript has a single exon.
AUGUUACUUCCGGGCAAGCCCAAGCCGAGGGAAAGUGGAAAUACACAAAGCCUAAGUGCUCAUUUUCUACCACUACAAGGAGGGGAUUUGCCUCACAUGCUGCCAAGCAUGUUCGAGAAGAGAGGUCUGCCAGCCGCCUCACUCUCCAAGUCCCUGCUCAUGGAAGACGGGUACAUAACCCAGGUGCCCCACGCGUUACCAUCCACAUCCAGCCGACGAAUGAUGUCAGCAACCACCCGGACCCCAUUAAAGAAAGGGAACAGCCCACGCCUCACCGCUCCGCCCCGACAUGAGAUCGACGGACCACCGCAUGGAGCGCCACAGCAGCCGCAUCCAGAUGCUCACGGCACGUCUCAGCAGCAUGCCAUCCCAAUGAAGCGGAGGAGUUCCACCCCCAUCCAGGACCGGAGGUCUCCCCUUGGCUCCCCCCAAAGUAACGCAUCUCCGGCGGGUUCACCGUCCUCAGUCAUCGCUUCUCCCUUUAACUUGGACAUGAACGUUGACCAGCAGACCCCCGACCAGGAUGGAAUGUCCCCGUCGAGCCAGGUACACGUAGACGAUGGAGCGCAUUUCCCCGCUACAACGCAUCCACACGGCCGCCAGGACGAUCCUACCGAGCCCAGCCCCUCCCCCAUCGGGCACUUCCGAGAGCCACUACGAGAUCUAGGGCAGGACGGUGCGGACCCGGACAACCUGCACAGACUAGAUGCCGUUAUGGAUGACUUCACCUCCACUAUUCAACACCACUUGAGUAUAAAGAUGCCGAGCAGCGGCGCCCGGACCGAGAGGAACCCCCCCAACGCGGAAGAUGCUGCCACAAUGCAUAGACUGUACCGGGGGAACCGACGGAGGACGCUGCGCCUCAUCACCAAAGAGGAGGCCCCGAGAUGCUGCGUCACAGCUGAGGACGUAUUCCUGCACUUCAGCACGACAUGGACUGCGAAAGCAUACGACCCACAGUAUUUCGAUGCUGACUCCAGCCUUGAUGAUGACCCCCUCGGCACCUCUUUUUCCGCAGCGGAAGUGGCUUUGGCACGCAGAAAGGCCGAGAACUCUGCCCCAGGCCCGGACAGAAUCACAUACAAACAUCUGAAGGAAGUAGACCCCGAAGGAAUCACCCUUGCUACCCUCUUCAAUGCGUGCAGGCGACUCAGGAGAACCACCACAGCGUGGAAGACCUCGGCAACGAUCCUCCUUCCUAAAGACGGCGACCCAGCUGACAUCACCAACUGGCGCCCCAUCACCUUGUGCUCCACCAUGUACAAGUUGUUUGCGAAAUGCUCAGCCGCUCGACUGUACGCUUGGUGUGAGAGGAAUGAUAUCAUCUCCCACGCACAGAAAGGAUUCCUCCCACACGAUGGUGUCAUGGAGCAUAGCUUCCUGCUCCAGCACCGCCUCGAGUGGACAAGGAAGAACCGUGCCGAGUCCUGCCUAGCCUGGCUGGACUUAUCCAAUGCAUUCGGAUCUGUCCCGCAUGGAGCCAUCUUGCACGCCCUGCGAUCUGCAUGGGCUGGCAGGCUCAUGACUGACCUGGUUGCCGACUUGUAUUCCGAGACGAUGACGAACGUGCUGACAGAUGAGGGCCCAACACCGGACAUCCCAAUCGCUGCAGGAGUGAAGCAGGGAUGCCCCCUCAGUGGCAUACUAUUUAACCUCGUCAUCGAUGCGGCCAUCUGA